Messenger RNA from Trematomus bernacchii (emerald rockcod), 366 nucleotides. RefSeq names its product canopy FGF signaling regulator 3 (gene cnpy3). Gene Ontology annotation, molecular function: signaling receptor binding. The record is from RefSeq and is a predicted model, not a curated record. Lineage: Eukaryota; Metazoa; Chordata; Actinopteri; Perciformes; Nototheniidae. Gene Ontology annotation, cellular component: endomembrane system.
UCUUGUUUCUGCUGCAAGCUGAGAUGAACCAGAAAAGGAUGCAGAAACUGAGAGAAAACGCGGAUUUUUAGUCUAUUUUUAAAACUAAAAACGCAUUUUAUAGGUAUUUAAAGAGUCAGAGAAAGCUGGGAACAUGAUUAUAGUUUCAUACUUGUCGUUUUUCUGCAUGAUUUUGUCGGUGGGAGCAGCUAAGAGUGCAGGAGACGAUGACUGGGUUCAUCUUCCCAACAAAUGUGAAGUGUGUAAGUUCGUGAGCAUCGAGAUGAAGUCGGCCUUCGAUGAGACGGGGAAGACGAAGGAAGUCAUCGGGAGGAACUACCGCUUCAUCGACGGCAAGGGGGCGCCGCCAAUCAAAUACGCCAAAUC